This is a messenger RNA of Spea bombifrons (plains spadefoot toad), 1816 nucleotides long. It is a transcript of the gene POFUT4, whose product is annotated as fucosyltransferase 11. Gene Ontology annotation, cellular component: membrane. Gene Ontology annotation, molecular function: alpha-(1->3)-fucosyltransferase activity. The transcript has 3 exons. The record is from RefSeq and is a predicted model, not a curated record. The coding region runs from base 1 to 1764 and encodes 587 amino acids. NCBI's taxonomy places the organism in Eukaryota, Metazoa, Chordata, Amphibia, Anura, Pelobatidae.
AUGAAAACCCGCGCCGAUACUGAUGAGAUAGCUGCACCGCCGAGGACUGUAUCAGGAGUAGGCUGUGUGGCUGAUAUAAUGUGCUCCUUACGGACUUGUUCAUGUAGGACUGUGCAGUGGGUUCAGCUUCAUAGUAGGUCCCAAUUUAAAGACCUUCAUUGGAUAAGAUGUCCCUCUCUUGGUGCAGCUUUCGUCUUUUCUUUGCUAGUUCCUGCCCUAGCUGUAGCCGAAUCCCAUCAGUGGGAUGGACAAGUCCCAGUGGAAAGUUAUGAAGUAGGCUGGUCAGAUCCAGAUCUACAAGAUAUAAGUUCUCAUGUACCAGUAAAUGCCCAGAGCCUUUCAGAUGAAUCCAGAACUUCUCUGGAGGAGGGAGUAUUAACAUCUGAUCACUGGGAUCAUUCAUCAUUUCAGCCCUCCAGUGUCUUUUCUAAUGGUGAAUUUGGGGCAAUAGUUGCAGACUCUUACCGUGGCCCAGGCAAUAGUGACACAAGGACCAACAAAGAGUUGCCCAUUCUCUUAUGGUGGAGUGAAAACCUCUUCCCUCACUUCCCAGGACAGACUGAAAGGAUUAACUGUCCUCUCAGCUCCUGUCUGGUGACAAAAAAUAAGAGGGUGAAACUUCACAAGAGAACAAAGUCUAUCAUCUUUUAUGGGACAGACUUCAGGGCAUAUGAAGCACCGCUCCCCAGAUUACCUCAUCAGACGUGGGCACUGUUUCACGAAGAAUCACCAAUGAACAAUUAUGUCCUGUCACACGUGCCGGGAAUUAGACUCUUUAACUACACAGCAACCUUUAGAAGGGAAUCUGAUUACCCGCUCACUUUGCAGUGGCUGCCGACUAUCGGUUAUCUCCAGAACCCAGCAGUACCCAUAGCAGAAAAAAAUAGGUGGCGUAAGAAGGGCUAUGCUCCGGUCUUGUAUAUGCAAUCUCACUGCGAUGUACCAUCGGACAGAGACCGAUAUGUGAAAGAGUUAAUGAAGCAUAUACAGGUUGAUUCAUAUGGCCAGUGCCUGAGGAACCUUGACCUUCCAAACAAGAGGCUUGAGGACACUUCAACAGCCACCACUGAGGAUCCAGAGUUUAUGGCUUUUACUGCCAGGUACAAGUUCCACUUGGCUAUGGAGAAUGCUAUAUGUGCCGACUAUAUGACAGAGAAACUUUGGCGUCCAAUGCAUUUGGGGGCAAUUCCAGUGUAUCGAGGUUCACCUUCUGUAAGAGACUGGAUGCCCAACAAUCACUCAAUUAUAAUAAUUGACGACUUUGCUUCUCCAAAGGAUCUGGCAGAAUUUAUUUUGGCUCUGGACAGAGAUGAUGAGGCAUAUCUAAAAUAUCUGGAAUACAAGAAACCUGGUGGAACGACCAACAAGUUCCUGCUAACCAGUAUGGAAAACAGAGAAUGGGGGGUGAAUGACAUGACAGCCCCCAAUUACCUCAAUGGAUUUGAGUGCUUUGUCUGCGAUAAAGAGAAUGCUAGAAUCACAGCAGAAAGACUGCAUAAGAAAACACAGGGUGAAACGCCAGCACCAGAGCCUCACAUUGCUAACUACAGCCAUAUGGGCUGUCCCAUGCCUGUGCCUGGACUGGGGACUACUGAGGAGCUCCCAGAAAAUGACAGCUGGAAGCAAAUGUGGUUGCAGGAUUACUGGCAAAGCUUAGACCAAGGAGAAGCUCUUACAGCCAUGAUUCACCGAAACGAGAAAAGCCAAGAAAGGUUUUGGGAUUUUAUGCAUGAAAUGUACAUCAAGCGGAGUAUGAACCACUGACCUCACAACGCGUUUAUAUACGUUUUUUCUUUAAAGCCAAACUGUGUAUGAA